AGCCAUAGAAAAUGCCUUACCAUCUGCUUCUUCCUCACCAUGGGAACAUUCCAAUACGGACUUGACUACGCACUCGUAGGAGGCUUUCUCUCCAUGCCCGGUUUCCUCGAAGUAUACGGAUACUACUCACCCGAGUUAAAGAAAUGGAACAUUGACGCAAAUGAUCAGCCCACCGUCCAACAACUAAUCUCCUCCCUAAUGACAAUCGGAACAUUCCUCUCCUCCCUCCUCGUCGGCCCCCUCAGCUCCAAAUUCGGACGCAAACACGGCCUCUGGGCCGCCGCGAUCCUCAACGCCGUCGCCACCACCAUCAUGCUCAGCACAACCAGCAUCGGCGCUCUCUACACGGCUCGUCUGAUUCUCGGUGUCUCAGUCGGUUGGUUCCUGACUUUCUCGCAACUCUACAUCCACGAAGCAGCUCCCGCCCACCUGCGCGGCGUCGUCUUCGGCUUCUACCAGAUCAUGCUGUCCAUCGGAUCCAUCGUGGGCGCGUCCGUGGAUUUCGGGACGCAUACCAUGGUUAGUAAACGCGCGUACCAGAUCCCAUUAUCGAUCUUCUUCGUAGCACCAACCGUUCAAUCUAUCAUGAUGAUCUUCUUCCCCGAGAGCCCGCGAUGGCUGAUGGUUAUGGGGCGAGAAGAGGAAGCGGAGAGCGCGUUGAGGAGGUUAAGGGGAGGAGGGAUUCAGGAGAGGGAGCUGAGGGCUGAGUUGGGCGAGAUUAGAGGGUCGACGAGGGAGCAGGUUGAGGGAGGGAGAGGAAGGGGGUGGGUUGAGAUGUGGAGGGGGACGAAUUUGAGGAGGACGGUGCUUUGUGUUUGUGUUGUUUGUUUUCAUGCUGCUAACGGCUCCUCAUGGGUAAACAUCUACACAACCUACUUCCUAACCAUCGCCAACGUCCCGAACCCCUUCUCCAUGUCCAUCCUAAUAACGACCCUCGGCCUCCUCGGCUGCCUCCUCAGCCUCACCUUCACGCGCUCCCUCAACCGCCGCACCAUCCUCAUCGUCGGCUGCUCCGCCUGCGCCCUCUGCCAGCUCCUCAUGGCCGUCGUCUGGACCGUGCGACCCGGCUCUGAAGUCGCGGGGAAAUGCGUCGUCGCUUUUAUUGCGCUUUUUACGUUCUUUUACGUCGCUUAUUCACCCACAGCAUGGCUCAUCGGCGGCGAAUUACCGAAUAAUCACCUCCGUCCCUUCACCUUUGGGCUCGCGACAGCGCUGAACUUCGUGGGAAAUUGGCUGGGCACGUUCACAGCGCCGUAUUUCAUCAACCCGGCGAAAUUGGGCUGGAGCGCGAAGUACGGGUUUAUCUGGUUUGGGACGAAUGCGUUGUUGGUGCUGUUUACGGUGCUGUUUGUGCCGGAGACGAGGGAUCGCACGUUGGAGGAGGUGCAUGAGAUGUUUGAGAAUCGGGUGAGGACGAGGGAGUUUAGGACGUAUGUUUGUGUGGGUGUCGAGGGG
This is a messenger RNA of Mollisia scopiformis, 1455 nucleotides long. RefSeq names its product general substrate transporter. The annotation marks the transcript as partial. Gene Ontology annotation, molecular function: carbohydrate:proton symporter activity. The record is from RefSeq and is a predicted model, not a curated record. NCBI's taxonomy places the organism in Eukaryota, Fungi, Ascomycota, Leotiomycetes, Helotiales, Mollisiaceae. Gene Ontology annotation, biological process: carbohydrate transport; transmembrane transport. The transcript has 6 exons. Gene Ontology annotation, cellular component: membrane.